Siniperca chuatsi (mandarin fish) is the source of this 3785-nucleotide messenger RNA. It is a transcript of the gene ireb2, whose product is annotated as iron-responsive element binding protein 2. Lineage: Eukaryota; Metazoa; Chordata; Actinopteri; Centrarchiformes; Sinipercidae. The record is from RefSeq and is a predicted model, not a curated record. Gene Ontology annotation, cellular component: mitochondrion; cytosol. Gene Ontology annotation, biological process: tricarboxylic acid cycle; citrate metabolic process. The coding region runs from base 105 to 3026 and encodes 973 amino acids. The transcript is spliced from 22 exons. Gene Ontology annotation, molecular function: aconitate hydratase activity; iron-responsive element binding; 4 iron, 4 sulfur cluster binding.
UAAUUGACGAAUGGGCGUGGCUAUAGAUCUCUGGGUUCGGAUUGGUCGGCGCGGUGUUGCCAGUGCAGUCGUGAGAACGGGUCGUGUUGGUUUCAGAAGUCAUCAUGGCGCUCACUUCCCCAGUCAAAGAGCACCCAUAUAGCCAUCUAAUCGACACACUGAAAGAUGGCGGGAUCAAGUUCUUCAAUCCACAGAAAUUAAAUGAUCCAAGAUAUGACAAGCUGCCUCUGUCCAUCCGUGUCUUACUGGAGGCAGCAAUUCGUAACUGUGAUGGCUUUUACACAAAAGAGGAAGACGUCCAGAACAUCCUGGAUUGGCAGCAGCAGCAGAAUAAAGCCGAGGUGCCGUUUUCUCCAGCGCGAGUCCUUCUCCAGGACUUCACUGGUAUUCCUGCCAUGGUGGACCUGGCAGCCAUGAGGGACGCUGUGGCCAAACAUGGCGUGGACCCCUGCCUGAUCAACCCUAAAUGCCCCACAGACCUCAUUGUAGACCACUCAUUACAGAUUGAUUAUAGCAGAUGUGCCAUACAGAAUGCUCCAAACCCAGGUGGAGGGGACGGCCCAAACCAGAGCCAGGGUCCUUCUCGUUCCACGACCUCCAGGCCUCUGUCCAGAGGUGGCUCACAGUGCAGGGGCCAGCGGGGCUCCUGUAGCAAAGCUGUGUGCAGUGACCCUCCAGCCUCCUCAGGUCGACCUCCAGCUUCUGUCCAGCAGAUCGAGAACACACCUCUCCUCUGCCCUUUCCACCUGCAGCCUGUGUCUGAAACUGAAACAGCUCUGAAGAAUCAGGAAAUGGAACUGAUCAGAAACAAAGAGAGGCUUCAGUUCUUUAAGUGGUGUUCAAAAGCAUUUAAGAAUGUGAACGUGGUUCCUCCGGACUUUGGUGCAGUCCACCAGGUGAAUCUGGAGUAUCUGUCCAGAGUGGUCCAGGUCAGCGACGGUUUCAUCUACCCUGACAGUGUGGUGGGAACCGAUUCACACACCACCAUGAUCAAUGGCCUGGGCAUCCUGGGCUGGGGUGUUGGGGGAAUCGAGUCAGAAGCUGUGAUGCUGGGCCAGCCAGUGUCUCUGACCCUUCCUCAGGUGGUGGGCUGUAAACUGGUGGGCUCCAUCAACCCUCUGACCACCUCCAUAGACAUCGUCCUCGGCAUCACUAAGCACUUGCGGCAAGCUGGGAUCGCUGGGAAGUUUGUAGAGUUUUUUGGACCUGGUGUCUCCCAGCUAUCAGCUCCUGACCGAACCACCAUCGCCAACAUGUGCCCAGAGUACAACGCUACUGCCAGCUUCUUCCCUGUCGACCAAGUCACACUCAAGCACUUUAAAAAGACAAAUUUUACCCAGGAAAAACUUGAAUUGCUGGAGUCUUACAUGAAGGCUGUAAAACUUUUCCGAAGCUAUGAAGACGCCUCAACAGACCCGCUGUAUUCUGAGGUGAUUGAGAUCAACCUGAGUUCCAUGGUGCCCUGUGUGAGCGGACCGAAGAGGCCUCAGGACCGAGUGGCAGUCAGCAGCAUGAGAGAAGACUUCCAGAGUUGUCUUGAUGAGAAGGUUGGCUUCAAAGGCUUCCACAUCUCUAAGGAGAAGCAGGACAUCCGGGUUCCUUUCCUGCACUGUGGCCAGGAGUAUCAGCUGGCGCACGGCUCGGUGGUCAUCGCUGCUGUUAUCAGCUGCACCAACAACUGCAACCCGUCUGUCAUGCUGACUGCAGGUCUACUGGCCAAAAAGGCUGUGGAGGCGGGGCUUGUUGUCAAGCCUUAUAUUCGGACCAGUCUGGCUCCUGGAAGUGGCAUGGUCACGCACUACCUCAACACCAGUGGAGUCCUGCCUUACUUUAGCCAGCUGGGGUUUGAAGUGAUUGGUUACGGCUGUGCCACCUGUGUAGGGAACACAGCUCCGUUACCAGAAGCUGUCGUGGAUGCAAUCAAACAAGGGGACCUGGUGGCCUGCGGUGUGCUAUCUGGCAACAGGCACUUUGAAGGCCGCCUGUGCGACUGCGUGCGUGCCAACUACCUGGCCUCCCCUCCCCUGGUGGUGGCUUAUGCUCUUGCGGGCACUGUGGGAAUUGACUUUGAAAAGGAGCCUCUGGGUGUGACUUCAGAGGGGAAGGAGGUGUACCUCUGUGACAUCUGGCCGUCCAGGGAGGAGGUCCAACAGACUGAAGAGGACACAGUCAUCUCCUCCAUUUUUAAGGAUCUCAGGGGAAGGAUGGAGCAAGGGAACACAUUUUGGAACAACAUUGAAUGUCCGGACUCUGUGGUUUUCCCCUGGGAUCACAAGUCCACAUAUAUCCGCUCGCCGUCUUUCUUCAGCAAGUUGAGUAAAGAGGUGCCACCUCCUCAGUCGAUAGAGAACGCUCAUGUCUUAUUGUUCCUCGGGAACAAAGUGACCACAGACCACAUCUCACCAGCGGGCAGCAUUGCCAGGGUCAGCGCCGCUGCCAAGUACUUGCUCAGCAAACGCCUGACACCGCGGGAGUUUAACUCAUAUGGCGCUCGCAGAGGGAACGACGCAGUGAUGACCAGAGGCACGUUCGCCAGCAUCAAGCUCCAAAAUCGAUUCAUCGGCAAACCGGGCCCUAAGACUUUGCACAUUCCUUCAGGCCAGACACUGGAUGUCUUCGAGGCAGCUGAACGCUAUCAGAGAGACGGCAUUCCCCUCAUCAUCCUGGCAGGCAAAGACUACGGCUCUGGAAACUCCAGGGACUGGGUAGCCAAAGGACCGUACCUGCUGGGGGUACGUGCGGUCAUCGCUGAGAGCUUUGAGAAGCUGCACAAGAACCAGCUGGUGGGAAUGGGCAUCAUGCCGCUGCAGUUCCUGCCCGGCCAGAACGCAGACUCACUUGAGCUCAGCGGGAAGGAGAGGUUCGCCAUCACCCUGCCAGACAGCCUGAGUCCGAGGCAGCAGCUCACUGUCAAGACUAGCCAAGGAAAGUCCUUCUUUGUCACCGCACUGUUUGACACUGAGAUGGACGUUAUCUUUUUCCAACACGGAGGGCUCCUUAGAUAUGUUGCUCGGACUUUGCUCUGAAACAGCCUGCAGCCCGGCCCCGAGCCCACAGAAUGUGCCCUACGUUCAUGAACAGCAGCCCUCAUCUUUUCACCAGUUUGUCUUCAGCAUGGACGAAAAACAGCUCAUCGGAGCAACAUAACGGCUGACGAAUCGUCGGGAGUCACGAGACGUCAGUUUUCAGACCUGUACAUGAAAUGCAUCUCCGUCACUACACAUGGCUGUUUCUGCAUUUGCAACAGCAGCAUUUUCUCCUCACGAGACAGUCAAAACAAGCGCAGGAAGAAGCGGGGACAUUCAGUUUGCAGAGUACUGACAGCUCUUUCAUCGUGGAGUUGAGCCAAGAAGAAAUUAAUCCUGUCUGCUUCUGUUGUUGUUUAAUAAAAAAAACCUAAACAAUCCUGUCUAGAGAGGCUAACAUGGUGCUAGGUACUAUGGCAUGAAUACGUUGUUUUUUAGGGUGCAGUAAAGCUUGUUUUUCCCCAACAUCCAAGUAAACUCUAAUUUUGUGAAUUUCAAAAAUUUGCAGAAUUGAUGUCACUUGCCCAUAUUUCUUAUUGGGGCCAAACAGUCUUGUGUACAUUUCUGUUGAUAUUUCUUUAAUCAAAUUGCCUUUUGCAAAAAGUACAAUUGCCUCCUUAUACAAUCAAUUUUUAUUAUGUGGAAAAUGUGAAAUCCCCCUUUUUGCUGUUGCUUGUAUCACUAAGCUCCCUACAUAAAGAUGUCUCCGACUACAACGAAUAGUCUUCUGCAUCACAUUAAAGGUAAAUUAUAAAAGUU